Molecule: messenger RNA, 1809 nt
Organism: Zygotorulaspora mrakii
Lineage: Eukaryota; Fungi; Ascomycota; Saccharomycetes; Saccharomycetales; Saccharomycetaceae
Gene: ASF2
Product: Asf2p
Exons: 1
Coding region: 1-1809 (602 amino acids)
Source: RefSeq, a predicted model, not a curated record
AUGAACGGUAACAAGAGAGAGCUCUCUAAUGACUCUAAUAUAGUAGACAGAGCUUUUGAUAUCAGCAAACCCAGACAAGAUAGCAAGAAAAACGCUUUUCAUUAUAUUCAUCCUAGUCAAAGACCCCAGAAAGCGUGGCUCACUUCGAAAGCUAACAGGUCUUCACAUCUCAAAGAAAAUCUAAGCUUUAAUCCACUAAGGUCUCUUUUGCGGUCUUCACCAGGCAAUUUUUCUGUUAUCACAGCUUCUGAAAGAAAUAUGCAGAAGAAUGAGAACCCAAUAGAUAAGAACGCGGCACGCGAUCACAUGAAUAUCAAUAAAAAUUCUUCAUCAAUGCGAAAUUCAAGUAUCAAUGAUACUGCAGUCUCUGAUCAUCAAGGUCCACGUCCGAUUAGUGUCGAUGAUUGUUCAGUGAAUAGCACUUGUAAAGUAUCUGUAGAUGCAAAUGGAGGUUAUGACAUGUUGGAACCACCAAUACGGCCUGGGCGUUCGAUCAAGGACGAUACUCCUGUACAGACACUGGAGCCGCAAGAUUCUAUGAAAAAGAUGAUUGAGGAUAUAAUGAGAUAUGAAAUCAGAAUUGCUAGUCUAUAUGGUAGAAUGGCAAAAAUGCAAAAAGAAAAUGAUAUUCUCCGAGAUGAUUUCAAGAUGGUAUCAGAAAGGAACAUCGAUUUGACCUUAUCUUUGCGGAAAAAAUUGAAUAGUAGGUCAAAAGAGGCAUUUUAUGAUAGUGCUGAAGAGCAGAGUACUUCAAGAGAAGAUAGAAAGAGAAAAGUUGCUGAUGUCGUUGAAGAUAGAGAUAACCCAAACGGCAUACAACAUUUCAAGAGGCAAAAUACUCAUUCUACGCAGGUCACUGAUAAAGCUGAGCUGUCAAAAAUGCUUGAAAAGCUUCAAAGGAGCAUAAUUAAAAGAUUAGAAGAGUACAGAGGAGUACAGAAGAAAUUAGAAAAGAGAUUUGAGCAGUUGGAAGAAAGUGAAAAACAUCAGCUUGAUUCAUUAAGGGAGGAAAGUCCGUUGAUUAAACACUUAAGAUCAAAUUUACUUAGAGUUCACAAUGAGUUGAAGGUGGUCAGAGAAUUUGGAAAUGUACGAGCUGCAAACCUGAAGGCAGCAUUGGAUCUCCAAAAGAAUAAUGUGGUAGUGCUUAACAGGAAACUCGAAGCUAAUCAUGUUCACAUGGACAAGUCCAGCAAGUCUCUUAGAGAGGCUUCUAAAUAUAUAAAAUCUUAUCAAAUGGCAUUCAAUGAACAAAGAAAACAGAUAUUAGAUUUAUCUGACAAAGCUUCACAGAUUAACUCCACCAGCGCACCGAAGGCAAUAGAAAAAGAACAACUAUCUAAAAGUGACAAUACUACAGACAUGGAAUCAUUGACGAAAGUUAUUGAGAUCCAGCGAGAGGACAUAUCCAUUUUGAACGAAGAGUUGCAUCAAGAGAAGUUGAAAAAUAAAUCUCUCUUGCGUACUUUAGAAGGCCACAAUACCGGGCAGCAAAAUGGAGCAAUUCGUGCCAAUGAUCAUCAGCGGGAGGGCCUAACAAAGAGUUAUAUCGAGGUACUGGAGCAACAGGCCCAAGACAAAGAAAACUAUCAUAAAAGAAUACAGCAUAUUCAUAAGACCUACCGAGCUAUUUUGCAUCAAAAGGACGUUGAGCACAGGAAUCACUUGAAUAGCAUAUCUUUGAGUUUUAGGGAGAAUAAUGAACCAAAAUCACUUUCAACCAAUGUUAUAACUGAAAAGAAAUCAGACCCCAACUCCGGCCUCGUCAUUACAUUUAAUGAUCAUAAAAGGGCUGGAGAUAAAACCUGA